Molecule: messenger RNA, 1177 nt
Organism: Drosophila subobscura
Lineage: Eukaryota; Metazoa; Arthropoda; Insecta; Diptera; Drosophilidae
Exons: 3
Coding region: 65-1111 (348 amino acids)
Biological process (GO): apoptotic DNA fragmentation
Cellular component (GO): mitochondrial inner membrane; nucleus
Molecular function (GO): metal ion binding; single-stranded DNA endonuclease activity; nucleic acid binding
Source: RefSeq, a predicted model, not a curated record
UUCAUAUAGUAUACAAAUUUGGAGUAUAAUUUACAAAAUUUAAAGCUCACCAAAGUCCAAUCAGAUGGAUGGUUCCCAGGUACUACUGCUGCUCCUACUCUGCGCCAUGGGUCAUGGGGUGCACAGUGAUUGUCGGAUUAAGCAGUAUAUGGUGGAGGGUACAAAUCGCAUAUUUACCUAUCGCGAUGCCAGCGGAGCCCUUCAAUUGCAGCGAACAGAAACCGUUCCCGCUGGUGUGUCCCUUUGGAUGUACUGCAGUGCCGCGGACAGGGUGGAGACCCAGUGCCAGGACAAUGGACAGUUCACUGUCGCUUUGCCCAUGAUAUGCAACGAUCCGAUGCGGCCAACGGUGACGCGGAUCAGGGACUCGGAGUGCGCUGGGACCAUGUAUGCUGUGGGCUACACGAUCGAGGGACAGCUGUUGGAGCUGUAUAGGACGUGCUUUGAUGCCGGCAAUGCGCGGGUUUUAUACUCGCAGAGCGAUGUCUACUACAAGACCUUCUUUCCUAAGCGGCCUUUUGUGGAUUUUUUGACCGACGAGCUGUUCAGUCCCUCUGAGGCGGCUGCCUACUACAAAUCCAACAUCUACCACGCCUUCAAUAACAUCUACGGGGAUGGACAGACCUACUUGAGUAGAGCUCUCGAUCUGGUGAUCAAUCGUGGGCAUCUGGUGGCGUGCGCGGACUUCCUUUUUCUGGACCAAAUGGGCAGCACCUUCCGCUACCUGAAUGUUGUGCCGCAGUUCAAGUCAAUCAACGAUGGGAACUGGGAGAAGAUCGAACGUUGGGUGCGCGGCAUAGUACCCCAAUCGGCUCCGUUUCGGGUGAAGACCGGUGGCAUCGGCAUACUCAUGCUGGCAGACGGCAGAGGUGUGUUCAGGCAGGCCUUCCUGGCCGGCUCCAAGAUUCCGGUGCCCGAGUGGACCUACAAGGUGGUGCGAGAAGUCAGUGGCAGGCGGCUCUACGUGUUCCUCACCUACAACUGCACCUUCCAGCGUGAAUGGCCGCAGGUCCCAGAUAUUUGCAAGCCCGUCAGCUGCCCCUUAAACCUGCCAAACACACCCCGCGAUGGCUUCACCUACUGCUGCGAUCCAACGCACUUUCCCCUCUAAUCAUAGACCAUACAUAUUUCAUUACCCUGGGUAUUUGGGCAGGCCCUUACGGAAUUAUCUUCUACG